AUGCUCGAUAGCACGGCGGCGCGAAGCAAGGGUCAAGUUAUAACCCGGUUUGGCCAAGAGCAAAAGUGGAAAGAGCCCGCAAUGAUGAUGGCCGACCAGCUAUGGACGUGGCAGGAGGAAAACGUCAUGGUAACGGCCUUUCCUCAACGACAAGCUUGCUCAACAGACGAUCCAGACCCAUUUGAUACGACUGGCGUGCGUGAGAGCGUCAUCUGGAAGACUCGUUCAGGGGAAAUCAAAUAUUCCUGUGUCAUCGGUGAGGUGAAUCUCAUGAAGGGCAUUAUCAAAGAGUGCAUUAGUACCUGGAUGGACGUGGAAAAGAAGCUGGGGCAAGAGUUUAGGUUUUUGGACAUGUUUAACAUUUCCAUCAGCAGGAUCGCGGAUGGCGAGGCAGCUUGCUAUGAACGCUUCGUCAAUAAGCUGGGACAACCGGGACAGCAGUAUCGACUUGUCAUCGCCACCGAAUCAUAUCUGCCUCAGGAAAUCAAAGAUAUCCAGGAUGAACUGCGGAUGAUAAAGGCGAUUCUAGUGGACCAACUCGAAGUAAUUGGUAAAUUGUUUGCCUUGGCGCUGCGAGACCCCAUAUUCAAACAUCUGUCAGUUAGUCGUGCCCUAGACAAGGUGAAUGCCAUGCAGGACGAAGCGGAAAGAACCCCUCAACAGCUCAAUGCGCUUAUGGACCUUCAGCAACGCCACGCUACGCUUUGGGAGUGGCGGUCCACCCGACUCCAGGGGAACACGAUUAUGGUCUUCACUGUUGUGACUAUUCUCUUCUUACCCGCCUCCUUCAUGACUUCCAUCUUCGCAUUGCUUGUCACCCAGUUUCAAUGCAACGGGGAAGGCGAAGAGAAGAUGAAAUCUACCUAUGUCGUCACUUGGAUCAAUAUGUUGCAGUCACUCACACAACGUUAUGUAUUCGAUUUCCUUUUGGUCCCCACGCUGGAUGCUAACAGUGAGCCACUCGAUGAACAUCUAUAG
This is a messenger RNA of Penicillium subrubescens, 978 nucleotides long. RefSeq lists its product as uncharacterized. Gene Ontology annotation, cellular component: membrane. Lineage: Eukaryota; Fungi; Ascomycota; Eurotiomycetes; Eurotiales; Aspergillaceae. The coding region runs from base 1 to 978 and encodes 325 amino acids. Gene Ontology annotation, biological process: metal ion transport; transmembrane transport. Gene Ontology annotation, molecular function: metal ion transmembrane transporter activity. The record is from RefSeq and is a predicted model, not a curated record. The transcript has 4 exons.